Messenger RNA from Lachancea sp. 'fantastica', 807 nucleotides. NCBI's taxonomy places the organism in Eukaryota, Fungi, Ascomycota, Saccharomycetes, Saccharomycetales, Saccharomycetaceae. The record is from the annotation of a GenBank genome assembly.
AUGUCUCGUCCAGAAGAUUUGGCGCCGCCAGAAGUUUUCUACAAUGAUUCUGAGUCGCAAAAGUACACUUCCUCGACCAGAGUGCAGCACAUCCAAGCUAAAAUGUCGUUGCGAGCACUGGAGCUACUUAACCUCUCAGAGACAUCGUUUGUGCUGGACAUAGGAUGUGGCUCGGGGCUGAGUGGAGAGAUCCUAACAGAAGAGGGCCAUAUCUGGUGCGGUGUGGAUAUCUCACCAUCUAUGCUGGCAACAGGUCUGACCAGAGAGCUUGACGGUGAUCUGAUGCUGCACGACAUGGGACAAGGCCUGCCGUUCAGAGCAGGUACUUUCGAUGCAGCCAUCAGUAUCAGUGCUAUCCAGUGGCUUUGCAACGCUGACACAUCCUACAAUGACCCCAAGAGACGUCUGAUGCGAUUUUUCAACACGUUGUUCGCUUCUUUGAAAAAAGGCGGCAAGUUCGUUGCGCAGUUCUAUCCUAAGAACGACGAUCAGACGCAGCAGAUCCUGGGGGCCGCCAAAGUGGCCGGGUUCAGUGGUGGUUUGGUUGUGGACGACCCAGAGUCCAAGAAAAACAAGAAGUUUUAUCUGGUGUUGAGUUCGGGCACUUCUGCGGAAGAUGAGCGUGUCAACUUACAGGGUGUGACGAUGAGCGCGGAAGAAAUGGUGAAAGUGCGUCGGGAAAAGAAAAACGCCAAAGAGUCCAACAAGAUGUAUCUGCAGCGGAAAAAGGACCUCAUGCGUAAGCGCGGUCGUACGGUGGCCAAGGACUCCAAGUUCACAGGGCGGAAGCGUAGAAGUCGGUUUUAA